Molecule: messenger RNA, 8116 nt
Organism: Bicyclus anynana (squinting bush brown)
Lineage: Eukaryota; Metazoa; Arthropoda; Insecta; Lepidoptera; Nymphalidae
Gene: REG
Product: proteasome activator complex subunit 3
Exons: 5
Coding region: 140-877 (245 amino acids)
Biological process (GO): regulation of G1/S transition of mitotic cell cycle; positive regulation of endopeptidase activity; regulation of proteasomal protein catabolic process
Cellular component (GO): proteasome activator complex; cytoplasm; nucleoplasm
Molecular function (GO): endopeptidase activator activity
Source: RefSeq, a predicted model, not a curated record
AUUUACUUUAAUUGGGUUCUUGGUUCUUGGAUUUGGAAUUUUGUUGGAUUUAUUACACGAGUCAAACUGAGCUUAAAGUUGUACGGUUUCAACAUAAUUUCAAUAAGAAUUUUGGGAUUAAAAGGUUUGAAACGAUAAAAUGACAGACGUUGCAAAGAAGGUUCAGGACUACAAGGAUUCCCUAAAACAGAAGGCAGAACAUUUAAUAAUAAAGGGCUUCCCAGAGAAGAUAGUGAAGUUGAAUGAACUUUUAGAGACAUCAAAUUUCCAAAAUCGAGAUCUUUCAGAUGUUCACCAGGACUUAAACAUUCCAGUGCCACAGCCUGCUCACUCAUCUAACGAACCAAAUGUGAAACGGCCCCGCUUGGACUCAUCAGAGGCAUCAAGCAAUACAACUAUUGAAGGCACUAAGGUGUACUCUCUGCCUAACGGCACGGUGCCCUGCAACAAGCCACUCAGUGACCUCAUUCAUCUUGUCAAACCUCAUAUCAGAGAGUUAGUUGAGGAUUCAAACUUGCUUAAAAUGUGGAUUUCAUUCAUGAUCCCGAAAAUUGAAGACGGAAAUAACUUUGGAGUUUCAAUACAAGAGGACACACUUGCAGAGAUACAGUCUGUGGAAUCAGAGGCUGCAGCAUUCUUUGACCAGAUCUCACGGUACUUUAUAUCACGGGCAAAGAUUGUCUCAAAGGUUGCUAAAUAUCCACACAUUGAUGAUUACAGGAGAGCUGUCAGAGAGCUCGACGAGAAGGAGUACCUGUCGCUGUGGCUCGUGAUGUGCGAGAUCCGCAACCGCUACUGCUCGCUACACGACAUUGUCAUCAAGAACUUAGAGAAAAUUAAAAAGCCCCGCUCGUCCAAUGCUGAGUCACUAUACUAGCUCGUAAUUAUAAUCUCAACUAGUAAUCUUAGACACACAAGGCGACCUUGUGGAUUUUAAGGGUAACAACCAAACUGAUUGUCCAGUGAGAUGUUAUUAUAGAUGUACUUUUAGACAUGAUUGACUAUAAAAAUGCAACCUUGACUUAACUACUUAAUUUCAGUAAAGAGAAAUGCGAUUUGCCAUGCCAUCCGGCUAGCGACCGGCGCUUAAGGGUACCCGGGCCCUUAAGUGAGAAAUCUGCUACCGAAGACUCCACAGGAGUGGGCGCCCAGGCUCCUGUGUUAGUGAAUGUUACUGGCAGCACCAGCAGCAGCAGCAGCACCACCACCACCACCACCACCAAGAAACUUGUCCAGCAAGCUUUUCAUCCAAGCCUGUUCAUAUCCAGGCCACGAUCCUCCUCAGACGGAAGCAGACUGCCUGACGAACCAUCAACAAGGUCGGAACCAACUACUCCAGAUCUGGAAAACCCCCAACCUCCAUCUUGGCAAAGAGUGCCUAUUAAUAGAAACUCUAAAAAAAGAAAAUUACUAAGCCCCUCACCGGAAUCUGUAAAAACCUCAAAUCGAUUCUCUGAUUUAGAGGUUGACUCUCCUGAGAAAACUUCAACUUUGAAAACUGUCAGACCAAGUAAACCACCGCCAAUAAUACUGUAUGGGAUUGAGGAUCUAAACAUGCUAACAGAUGUCCUAAAAACUGUAGCUGAUAAAGAACAAUUUUCCUACAAAAUUAUUAACAAAAAUCAACUACGAAUAAGUAGUGUGGAUAUUGACACAUACAAAAACCUUAUUACUGUGGUCCGGGAAAAUGGAUUGAUUGGACAUACCUUCAACAGAAAAGACCAAAGAUGUUUUAGGAUUGUCAUAAGAAAUCUGCACCCAACAACACCUAUUGAUGCAAUUAAAGAAGAAAUUGAAGCCACUGGAAAUACGGUUACGGGAGAAAUUAUCAAUGCGAAAUAUGGGCCAAAUAAGAUGCCAACAUCCACUUUCUUCGUUAAUCUGGCACCAGGACCUAACAACAGAGCAGUAAAAGAUCUGAAAUACAUUUUUCAUCAGUCUGUUAUAAUAGAGGAUCCAAAGAAAAGAAAGUCAAUUGUGCAGUGCCAAAGAUGCCAACAGUACGGACAUUCGAAAAAUUAUUGCAUGCGACCAUAUCGCUGUGUAAAAUGUGGACAGUCACAUAAAACCGCUGAGUGCGAGAAACGUGACCGCAACAGUCCAGCUCAGUGUGCUUUAUGUAAUGGGCCUCAUCCAGCUAACUACAAAGGGUGCGAAGUCUACAAAGAAAUUCUUCAACGCCGAAACAGAAUAAGUAGUAAUAAAGGAAAUCAGAAACCAAACUUUAUUAGAAACACCCCACAAAAAGACGAGCCUAUUAGCAAAGAGAAGCCACCAAAAAAAUCAUAUGCUGCAACAUUAAAUAAACAUAAUGAACCCACACCCAACCCGUGUAAUAUAAAUUCAGACUCUAACAAAGUGCAUCCAACACUAGAACAAAUUCUUAUAAAACAAUCUGAGAAGUUUGAUAUGAUCCUACAACAAAUUAGUACUCUUAUGAGUCUUAUGGUCAAACUUGUUGAUAAACUGUCAUUCAAAUAGAUUCUCUUAGAAUAGCUACCCACAACAUAAACGGAUUAUCACCAAACAAAAACCUAGUUGAAAUAUUUAUGAUAGAACAUAAACUUGAUAUACUUUUAAUUUCUGAAGCACACUGUAAUGCAUCAACCUGUAUCAAAUUUAAAGACUUUCAGUGCUACCAUACAGGCCACCCAGAUGGAACAAGUCAUGCUGGCACUGCAGUCAUUGUCAGAAACUCAGUAAAACAUCAUCAAAUGCCACAGUACAAAACUGAACAUAUACAGGCAACAACCAUUGCUGUUGAGGAUCAAACAGGCAUGAUUAAUAUAUCUGCAGUGUAUUGCCCCCCCAAACAUAAAAUAACAGCUACCAUGUUCUCCCAUUACUUUGAUAGUCUGGGUAACCGCUUUAUAGUAGGAGGAGACUGGAACUCUAAACAUACAUUCUGGGGAUCUAGGUUAACUACAACUAGAGGUAGACAAUUGAAGGUAUGUGUGGAUAACAACAACCUUAGAACAGUCUCAACAGGUGAACCAACCUACUGGCCAAGUGACCCGAAAAAGCUACCAGACCUCCUAGAUUUCUUUAUAACCAAAGGAUUGACUAAGCACUACCUGAAACCUGAAUCUUGCUAUGAUAGUCCAUCUGAUCAUACACCUGUUUUAUUAACAGUAGACACUAAAAUAAUUGAAUAUAUGAAAGCAGAGUCGCUUUAUAACAAACGCACAGACUGGGAAUCUUUCAGGGAGCAUAUCAAAGCAAAAAUCAAUUUAAAAGUAGCUCUCAAAACUCAUGAUGACAUAGAAGAGGCGACCAUAUACAUAACGACUCUGAUACAAAAUGCGUGUUGGAUUAAUACACCAGAGAUUCAGAAUUGUAAUAGAAUAGAAAACUAUCCUUUGGACAUUAAAAGAGCGGUUCUAAACAAAAGGAGAUUGCGUCGGAUAUGGCACCAAAGUAGACUCCACCAGGAUAAAGUAAACUUCACCACUGCUGCAGAAAAUCUCUCAGAGAUGUUGCAGAGAUGGCACGAUGAAACUCUUGAAUCUCAACUGGAGUCACUAAGUCCUACAGCUGACACUAAUUAUUCUCUGUGGAAGUUUACAAAAACCUAUAACAGACCUCAAAUUCACAAACCACCUAUCAAAGCAGGCCAGCAUUGGGCGAGAAGUCCACAGGAAAAGGCUGACGUUUUUGCUGAACAUCUAGCAAAAGUCUUCUGUCCAAACAACAUCUCAGAUCCUGAAUCCGAACUGAAAAUUAGUCAGCAUCUUAACAUGGACCUUCAGAUGUCUCCUCCACCUACCCCAGUUACAGUUAGAGAAACGUGGGGAACAAUUAAAAGACUGCCUGAUAGAAAAGCCCCAGGAUUCGACCUUAUUACAAAUGAAAUAUUAAAACAACUUCCAAAAGAGGCAAUUGUAUUCUUAACAUCGCUUUUUAAUGGAAUUUUAAGAGUACAAUAUUUCCCACUACUAUGGAAAGUAUCACAAAUACUAAUGAUACCAAAACCUGGAAAACCGCCUACUGAAAUCACUUCCUACAGACCAAUCAGUUUGCUGCCGAUUCUUUCAAAAUUAUUUGAGAAACUUCUCUUGCGAAGAAUUUUACCAAUAUUAAAUGCCAAUGAUGCAAUACCAAACCAUCAAUUCGGAUUUCGGCAGCAACACUCUACUGUUGAACAGGUACAUAGGGUUUGCAAUAAAGUAAGAGAAACAUUAGAAAAUAAAGAAUAUUGCUCAUCAGUUUUUCUCGAUGUCCAACAAGCCUUUGAUCGAGUCUGGCAUGAUGGUCUUUUAUAUAAAAUAAAAACACAUAUCCCUCAUAGUUAUUACUUGUUACUGAAGUCCUAUCUAUCAGAGCGAUUGUUCCAGGUAAAGGAAAUAGAUGUAACAUCUAAAUUUUAUGAAAUAAAGGCUGGAGUUCCGCAGGGUUCAGUUUUAGGGCCUGUGUUGUAUACCUUAUACACAUCAGAUCUUCCAGAGGUGAAAGGGGUUACAACUGCUACAUUUGCCGACGACACUGCGGUUCUAUCUAGCGACAAAGACCCUGCAAUUGCUUCAAGGUCACUUCAAAAAGGCUUAGAAGCAAUAUCCAAAUGGCUUCAUGCAAAUAAAAUAAAUGUCAGCACUUCCAAGUCUGUGCAAGUCACUUUUACGCUGCGUAAAGAAAACUGUCCUCCUGUAUUCCUAAAUGGAAUUGAGCUUCCACAUAAAGAGAGUGUCAAAUACCUGGGAUUGCACCUUGAUAGGCGUUUGACUUGGCACCACCAUAUCAAAACAAAGAGACAAGAGGUUAACUUACGAUACAAGAACAUACACUGGAUAGCAGGUCGGAAUAGCAAACUAUCCAUUGAUAACAAACUCUUGCUAUAUAAGGUACUAUUGAAGCCGGUCUGGAUGUAUGGCAUCGAGCUCUGGGGAAGUUCCAGUAACUCUAACAUAUCCAUCCUGCAAAGGACCCAAAACCUAAUUUUGAGAAGGAUCUGUGGUGUUCCGUGGUUUAUAAAGAAUAACGAGAUUCAUGAGGCACUAAAGGUGGAAACUGUCUACGAAGAGAUUGACAGAGUCUCGCAAAAGUAUAAAACACGACUGAUGAGUCAUCCAAAUGUUCUGGCUUCAAAACUGAUUUACAGGACAUAUCAGAGCAGGCUUAAAAGAAAGCACAUUAUUACAUAGACAUAUUAUUAUAAAAACAAUGAGGGGAUGUUCUCACUGGGGAAUACACUCGAAAAGAGAAGUCAUCAUAGAACAUAUCUGCUUAUAGUUCUUACUGAUCGCAGAUAAACCCAGAGAAAAAAAAAAAAAAAAAAAAAAAAAAAAAAAAACUUAAUUUUUUUUCCAUUUAAAUAAAUUGUUAUGUUUUCCAGCAAUUUCACCAGAUGGCGAGUGACAAUAAAGUCUUAACCAUAGAAAGAUAUACAUAUUUUUGUAAUUAAAAGAUAAGCAUGCGCCUGAGAGGCACACAUGUUGAUUAAAAAAGUCAACCUUAACUUAAUAAGAAUGUAACUACCUAAUUAUUUUUUAAGUUUUGUAAACAGUUUUGCUUAUUAGCAAUUUCACCAGAUGACAAUAUAGUAGUAACCCUAGAAAGAAACUAGUACUGCAAAUAUAAUCAUGCACCAUAAAGGUGCAUGCAUAUUGAAUAGGACCUACUUCUUUAUUACUUUGUGGAAGUUAAUGAAAUUUUGCUAUUUUAAACUGGAAUCAAACCUGGAACUGCUGAUAAAACACAAAUUUUCAAUGAAACAUCUUCAGGUAAUUUUGUUUAAGAACUGCAAAGUAUAACUGAAGGCAUUUUGUUGGAUUUUCUUCUUAUAUUUGUUUUUAUAGUAUAUUUUAUAUCUUAUAAGCCAUGAUUGUUUGGCUAGUUAUUAAUAUACUGUUAGCUGUAUACUGUAUUAUGACAUUUAUAGUGUAUAGUUGUAUGAGUGGAAAACAGAAAGAGCACAGCUAUGUUUUCUCACUUACAAAUAUCUCUAGACUAGAGAAUAGACUCUAGGUAUAAUAACAUCUCACUGGUCUUAUUAAACUUUAUGGCUGCCCAAACACUUGAUGUUGUACACAUACAAGCAUCCAAGACUUUUAAAAUACAUGACAGUUGGACAGAUUGAGUUGUAUCGUAUAUGAAGUGAAGUGUCAAAUACAUUUGAAGUGAAGUUACAAAUACUUUGUUCAAUUUAUUUUGUCAGAGAGAGCCACAUCUUUACAUCAUUUUAUGUAUACUGCUCAGUUCCAACUUACAUAUUUACUUAUUUUGGUUAGUUUCAUCAAAAUUGAGCGAUGUCAAUAGUUUUAUGAGAAAGACUAAAGUUUGCCUCCGGUUUAAUUUGGUAACAGAUAGUUUUUGAAAAUAAAAGCUGCCAAACUUGCAAUAUUAAUAAUAGGCUACUCGCCUGCCGUAAAAAACUAAGAAGAUUUUUUGCAUAGAGGCAGUUUAGAGGCCUAGAAACUCUAAACACAUUUUUAUUUGUGAAAAUAACCUCGUAAUUGUAAUAGUUUUAUAAAACAAAAUUGUAUUUUUAUCACGUCACCGCAAACGCCAAUCAUAAACUGUAACGUCAUUCGCUAUAAGCCAUCGGUUUGUGAUUGGCGCUUGUGGUGACGUGAUAUAAUCACAUCACUGCAAACGCCAAUCACGCUGUUAUCUCUGUGAAUGACGUCACUUGCUAAUGUGUUGUGUUUCGGCGGCAAAAAUUACGUAGAUAUUUUUUCAUUCAUAUUAAAUUUUUUACUGGUUAUUAUUGACGGGACAAAAUAAAAUAUAGCUUAUAAUACUUCCAUAAUUCAGUUUAAAAACUGAAAAAUUUCUGGACUAUUUUGUUUCACACAAAGCAAAAUUAGUCCAGAAAUCUCUUAAGUUUACAACUUCUUUUAAUCAUGAAAUGAAUGAGUCUUGGGAGUAAACUUGGGAGAAAAAUUCUGGAUUAUUUUUGCUUCAUGUGAAACAAACAUUUAACCCAUUAGAUUAAAUAUAAAAAAUAUUUAAUCAAAAGCUUUACCAAAAGUCUGCGUAGCAAUUGACAGACGUAGACAGAUAAAGAAAUAGACGAGUGAUUGGCGUGCCGUUGUCAAUCAAAAGAUCUUUGGUGCUGUCUACACUUUCUUUGUCUAUGUUGACAGAGUAUCACAAGUUGCACUCAAUGAAGUUAUGGGCGGCCUUAAAGUAUGGUUUUAAUUAAUCUUGUUUUUUAUUCACUGGUUGAUUAAAUUUUAAUGAAUCUGGAGUCGAGAAAUAUUCUAUAGAUAUGAGCACAAACUUAUAUUCGAUGACAUCUCAAUUUCAACUGUUCGUAAAUAAUGUAUUAGAUUAACUACACUAUGUAUUUUUGACGGAAUUGAGGUACAAUAAGCAAUAAUUAAAGUAUAUUAACAGAAACUGUACUUAGUAAUUGUUAGAUUUUUCCAUAGACUAGUGAGUAAAAAAUAGGCUUCUACCGUAUUUCAGUCUUGUAGCAAGACUUGUUGUAUUAUUCUGAGACUGACAGUAAGUACACCUAUCAACAUUAUUGAAUACUUGAAUUGAAUUUAAAUUAAAAAUAUUUUUUUUUAUUAUUAACACAUUGUUUCAAGUGAAAUAGAUUAAUAAUUAUACAAGUGACAUAGAUUCCCAUACUGUUAGUGAUACAUUGUAUCAGUUUAUCAUAUUCAAUAAACAAUCCAUACUCCCAUACUUAUAUUAAAAAUGAGAAAGUAAGUUUUUUGUUUGUUUGUUAUGUUAUGGUAUCAAAGCUUAGCAACUGAAAUGAUUAAAAAAAAUUAUACCAAUGUAAUAAUAAUAAGUAAUAAAAUGUAUUUGGUUAAUUUAUGAGAGUAGACAUUGAAUUUAUUAAAUUUUGGAAGGUUUACGUAUUCUGCAAUGGAUCUUGCUACAGAAUUGUUCAAUUUAGAGUAGGUACUGUAGAUUGUGUAAGCACAAUCUUCAAAAUUUAUUCCUUUGAAUUUAGUAAUAAGUGCAUUGUAUUUACAUUAAUAAUAAUUAAAAUAAUCUUAAAAUUUAAUUUAUUUGUACCCUCAGAUUUGUUUAAGUGUCUAAUACAAAGGCGAUACGAUAUUUGAAACAAAUACUCUGCCGCCAUUCCUCUUCGGUUGAUUUACGAUUGGCUUACAUUACAGCAGAUGUAAUUACAUUUAAUCAAUAAAAUACGUUUCUAUGA